Messenger RNA from Physella acuta, 1526 nucleotides. RefSeq lists its product as uncharacterized. The record is from RefSeq and is a predicted model, not a curated record. Lineage: Eukaryota; Metazoa; Mollusca; Gastropoda; Physidae.
GCAGACUCCAUAACUACACAAGCGUCUGGGUUCCUGUGAGUGUAGACAAAUUGAUGAAAAAAAUGAUAGAGGGCAGGGAUUUCAAUUAAUUAAGUUAAGACGGUAUUAAAGAAAUUCUAGCAGACAUCAAAACAAAUCUGAAAGUGAAAAGUAAUUUUAAACAUAGACAUCUAUAUUGACUGUAUUAAGCAUUCUUUAUAAUAAUUUAGGCAGUGGCGGCGUUUAAAACUUAAGAAAGUUCCAACUUCAAACUAAGUUUAAUUAAUUAUUAAUUAAACGCCAAACGGACAUCAGUCAGUUGAGUUACCCGUGUUAUAAAAUCUAAACUUUUUAAAAUAAUACAAACUAUUGAUUCGCUUAACUCAAGCAACAUCAACUAAAUCUAGUUACUUCUAAAAAUGGCAAUGAAUUAUCACAUGGAAGCUCGUCGUCGGCAAAGGUUCAUGGAAAGAGUUUGUGAGGCAAGGAAGCGCUUGGCAGCUGGGGCUGCAGCGCCAGAUGGAAAUGAUCAACGGCUACAGUGUGGAAUGAUAAAUAGCUGCACUUCUCAAUCUGAUCCUGUGAUAAGUACUGACCAGGGACAAUUUUAUCAAUCCAGAUGGACAUUAACACCAUUUCGUGUCAAUGAAGAGGGAUACAAGAAUAGAUAUCAAAACAGACAGCAUUUGGCACCUCACUGUGAUAAAGCCUAUGCCAUUUUGUAUCCUGGAUCUGAAAAUAGUGAUUACACUUGUCCAGAAACUCGCAAGAAUCGCAGAGAAAACACCUAUAUUGACAGUUAUGAAAUAUCAAAGCGGGUGAAUGGACAAUGACUUACUAGAAUAUGAUGUUUGGAAUCAUAUAUAAAACAAAGCUAUGAGAUUACUUAUAAAAUACUUAUUUUGUGUUAGUUAUUAGCAUUGUUGUUGUUUUCUUUUAUUCUAUUGUAGGCCUAAUGAUUAAUUGGAUCAUCAUUAAUAUUUUUUGUAGUUUAUGUAACUUAAGUUUUAAAAAAAAACUUAACAGUAAUUUUGAAGAAACAAACUUACUGCAAGAAUUGUUUGUAAUGGGGAAAUAUCCCUCAAGUAAUAGAUUAUUUAAUACUGCUUGUUAUAACUUGUGUGUUAUAUAUCCCAUAAUAAUUAUUAACAAUUUUGUAGUUCUAUUUACUACUCAAUCUAGAUGUUUUCAAACUUUUUGUCUAGCAGUAUAAUUUAUUGAUGUUCUUUCUAUUUUAUGCUUAUUGAAUAUAAAAUGCUAUUCUUUAAUGCUAAUUAAUUUUUUUUUUGCUUUAUGUUCCGCAUUCUGAGUCCUAUUAGUUGAGUAAUUAUUUACCUGAAUAUUUAUUCACCAAAAUUGUCCUAUUAGAUUCUUAUCCUACCUUUUGAAAUGUGUAUUCUUGUUGUUUCAAUCUAAUAUAUAAAACAAGUAGGUUACAGGGUUGCAAAACUUCAUUAUAUAUCUCAGCAUAUCUUAGUUGCAUGUUGUUUUUGUAAGGGUGGGAAUCAAAUUGAUUUGAAUUUUUAAAAAUUUGGUUUAACUCUUGU